Messenger RNA from Oreochromis aureus, 4274 nucleotides. It is a transcript of the gene rxfp3.3b, whose product is annotated as relaxin family peptide receptor 3.3b. Bases 1114 to 2271 code for a protein of 385 amino acids. Gene Ontology annotation, cellular component: membrane. Gene Ontology annotation, molecular function: G protein-coupled receptor activity. The record is from RefSeq and is a predicted model, not a curated record. The transcript has a single exon. Gene Ontology annotation, biological process: immune response; G protein-coupled receptor signaling pathway. NCBI's taxonomy places the organism in Eukaryota, Metazoa, Chordata, Actinopteri, Cichliformes, Cichlidae.
AUUUAAAUUAGAACAGAAUGCAGUGAUUUGUAAAUUAUCUGAGUUUAAUUAAAAACCAUAAACAUGAAAUGCUGAAAGGCAGAAAAUGUGAUAUUUAUGAAGAUGUUACUGGGAUGAGUGUCUGGAAAAUAUUCUCUGGUCAUAAAUCAUCAGAACUGACUUCACGCCAACACGUCGCGAUCUAAAGAACCAGCUGAGGAGCCACGUCUGUCGUUCUGAAAGGUUACAGAGACAUAUUUGAGGCUUUGAGGGUUGUUAUCCACACAUGGAGAAAACAUGUGCUCAACCUUCCCAGGAGCGACCAGCCCGACAGCAAAGACCUGCAGGCCGUUUGAGUCCCGUUACAUCUGCAUCAGACGAACAGCGUUUCAUAAAGAGAACAUCCCAGCAGCAGCAGCCACGGCGGUGGUGUUGUGAUGGUCUGGGCUGCUGAGCUGCAGACGGCGACAGCUGCGCGUUUCAUGUUCGUCCUAGAAGACGCGCUGGCGAGGAAGUCAGAGUGUCUCUGCUCGGAGACUGGAUGGACUUUUUCCUCUCACUGAGCUUUUUAACCUUUUCUCUUUUCUUUUUUUAACCUCUGUGAAACUUUGCCUCAUCUUAGCUUGAAACAAGAAGAAUAACUCAGUGUAUUUCACUACAUUCAUGCUUAAAACAUUAAACUUCUGCUACAACAGCCAAAGUAAUUUGCUUCUCGAGGCUUUACUGCCAUAAUACAUUCAGAAUAAGAGCUAAUAACUCAAGACAAUGAAAAUAAUAUAGUGCCAAUAGAGAAAGAGAGAGUGUGUGUGUGUGUCACACUGCCGUGAGCCUCGUGCACCUGCUAACAGCGAACAGCGCAUCACUUUUUGUUUUUUUAGUUGUUGUUUUUGCUCAGGAGCAAACUUAAAAAAAAUAAAAAAAACACUGAGCCUCUCCCUCUCUCUCUCCCCCCACCUCCCAAUCAGGCACGCGCCUCCGCGGGCACCAGCAGCAUUUAAAGCGCGUUGCGCGCACACGGCCCGCCAGUCGACCCUCGGCGGCGGUCGGGACCAUGAGCACGAGGAGCUCCCGGCAGCUCGGCGCGCCGGUACCCUGUCUUGUGCCCUCGUGCGGGACGUGACGCUCCCGGGCGGCAUGGCGGAGCCGUGGAACCAGAGCGCCGCGUGGAACCGCUCCUCGGCGGGCACGAGCCGUUUCAGCAGCCUGGACGACAUCGACGUGCCCGCGGACGGCUCCCCGGCGCUGCGCAUCCUCAUCUCAGCCGUGUACUCGCUGGUGUGCGCCGCAGGGCUGUUGGGAAACCUGCUCGUCUUCUUCCUGAUGAAGGCGCGCGGCGGCCGGAAGAAGCGCUCCAGCAUCAACCUGUUCAUCCUCAACCUGGCCGUCACGGACUUCCAGUUCGUGCUCACCCUACCGUUCUGGGCCGUGGACACUGCGCUGGACUUCAGCUGGCCAUUUGGCAGCGCCAUGUGUAAGAUAGUGCUGACAGUCACCGUCAUGAACAUGUACGCGAGCGUCUUUUUCCUCACGGCCAUGAGCGUCACGCGCUACUGGUCGGUGGCCUCGGCGCUGAAGGACCGGACCCGGCGCCGUGUGUGCCCGGUGCGCUGGGUUAUCGCCGCGCUGUGGCUGUCCGCGGCGCUCGCGUCCCUGCCCACGGCGAUCUUCUCCACGGUGAAGAGCGUUGCCGGCGAGCGCCUGUGCCUGCUCGCCUUCCCGGACGGUCAGGCUUGGCUCGCGCUGCACCACCUCCAGAAGAUCCUCGUGGCCUUUGUGUUCCCCAUGCUCAUCGUCAGCGCGUGCUACCUGCUGCUGCUGCGCUUCGUCCGUCUGCGCAGCAUGAACAACAACCAGGUGAAGCGCAGGUCCAGAGUCACGCGCUCCGUCACCAUCGUGGUUCUGUCGUUCUUCGUGUGCUGGAUGCCGAACCACGCCAUCACCUUCUGGGGCGUGCUGGUUAAGUUCAACGUGGUCAACUGGGACAAGACCUUCUACAUGGUGCACACGUACGUGCACCCGGUGACCGUGUGCCUCGCGCACACCAACAGCUGCCUGAACCCAGUGCUGUACUGCCUCAUGCGCCGGGAGUUCCGGAAGAAAAUGAAGGACCUGUUCUGGAGGAUCUCCUCUCCCUCGGGGCCGAGCACGUGCCACCUGCGGCCGUUCUCGGGGACGGUAAGGGCGGAGCCGGAUGACACGCAGGUGGCCAUCCCGCUGAACAACGUGGAGACAGAGAACUGCCGCCUGUCGGUGCUCACGGACCAGUGCGCCACGGACGCGCUGCGCAGGUGAAGAGAGGGACGGACCGCGCCGAGCUGCAGAGCCGUGGACUUGACGUGUUUUGAUCGACGGGCGGCUCGGGACUUUUGUGACUUUGCAUCAAAGGGAUUUAUAAACGCUCACAGUCUGAAGCUGUGGCGUGGACAGAGAGCGGGGCCGUGCGUAAAUACGCGGUGCGUAAAAGCGCACAAAGCCAUCUCUGUCCUGUGACGUGUUCAGAAUCAGUUCUCUGUGCAGACUUGAUGUUGGGGGGUGGGAGGUGUCGGGUGGGGGUCAUGCUGCUUCUGCUGCUUCCCGCGUUCUUCUGUGGAGUGUUUUUGGCGCUCGUGGCUGCUGUGUGUUCUGUAACUACGUGAAUGUAAAAAAUCUAAAGAAACCUUAAAAACAUGUUUCAGAAUAAAAGCAUUAGUGUUGGCAUCAGUGUCGCUGCUGUUUGGUGACCGCGGACAGGCGGGGGAGGGGUCCGGUCCACUGACUGCUGGCUCGCUCACAUGACUCACAGGCGCGCGCUUGCGGUUCCCCUCUCUACAUCUCGGCAGUGUGCACGAAGAGGAACCGGGGAAACGUCAGAAACGCUGAUUAAUGACCGCGCUGUGGUCACCGAUUCCCGGGUGGACUUUCUUUGACCCCGCAUAUGUUUUAGAGUGUGGAUAGUUUCCUCUGCCGGUGACGGCAGCAGAAAUUAAAACCUGUGACAAGCAGAAGAAUUUUCCGCGUUCGUGUCUGAAUACAUCAGCGCGCACAGCCUCUGCUCUCCACACGGAAAAGUAAUCAGGAUGUUUACCUCUCAGAAACCACGGGAGCUGGGAGGUACUGGAGUUUAGAAGUGUGAGAUUUUCUACUGAACUGAUCAUGCUGUCUGUCCGUGUUUCCGCUCCGUCCGGUCCUAAAUGUCCUCGUUCGCUGUCGGAAUGCGCGGAAGGUUUUGGACCUGAGCAGAAAUCUUACUGAAGCACAUCUGUGACACAUUAAAAUCUGGAUCUUAAUUUACAGGUAACACACACACGAAAGGCGCAGACGUGACAUGAAUUUAACUGUGUAGAUCACAGCCAGCAGGGACGGCGUUAGAAAGAGAAGAUCUGGUCGUAAAUAUGGAAAAUUAUACUCACACAUAAAUAUGAGUCUCAAAUAAAUGAUUUUCAUCAUAAUUGACCAUAAAAAUGAAGCGUGUGACAUUCAACAUUUCAUGCAGAUCGAACCUAAAAAGUCCAAAUGUGCUUGUUUACAGGCUCUAAUGUAACAUUUGCUCCUGUUGGGCUCUUUGCUCUAUCUCGGCUCCUCUGCUCACUGUGAUGAUGCUCAGUGUUACUGACAACCUCUGCUGCCUCUUUUAACCUGUUGUUAGUGAACUCUUCUCUUCCCGGAGAAGCAGUAACCUUGUGAGAGCUUCAGAAUCAAAGGCGAGGUGUCUGUUUGGGAUCAUUGAUGUUGCCGAUCAAAACAUGAGCGUUUCUAAAGCCAAGCUGAGUCUCACACUUUGUCUCAGACAUUUAACCCACGAUGUCUGAACUCUAAUGCAGUGAAGCUCUCGGACUUUACUGCACGCGCACGCGCGCACACACACACACACACACACACCGCCUGGUUUCAGAUGUGAGUCAAACCUGAUAUGGGGCUGACUGUGGAUCUUUAGUUUAAAUGUGUGUUUGAAUGAUCGCUCCUGGACUUUCCACUCAGAUGUGUUUCAGGUAGAUUUCUACUUGUGUCCACACACACCCGUCCUUCAAAGAUGCUUUCUGUCACUUCCUUUAAAAGACGUUUAAAACCUUCCAGAUGAAAUAAAGCUGUGAACAGAACCCGAAGAAACAACUGCUGUGACUUUUGAGCUCAUAUCUCAGAUUUGAACAGUUUCUCUUCAGAGCAGCGAGGUGAGCGGAUUGAUCCAAAUAUCUAUAGCACUAAUACCAACGCUGGUGCUGGUAUCAGAUCAGUAUUUUUUACUUUAACACAGCCCACUUGUAUGGAGGACCACAAGAGCCACGCGCAUCGAAAUAAAAAUUUCUGUGCUUUAAUAA